This is a messenger RNA of Drosophila eugracilis, 5286 nucleotides long. It is a transcript of the gene pcm, whose product is annotated as 5'-3' exoribonuclease 1. The coding region runs from base 160 to 4881 and encodes 1573 amino acids. The transcript has 12 exons. Gene Ontology annotation, molecular function: 5'-3' RNA exonuclease activity; RNA binding. Gene Ontology annotation, biological process: nuclear-transcribed mRNA catabolic process; rRNA catabolic process. Gene Ontology annotation, cellular component: nucleus. Lineage: Eukaryota; Metazoa; Arthropoda; Insecta; Diptera; Drosophilidae. The record is from RefSeq and is a predicted model, not a curated record.
CCUGGCCUACUAUUUGCAAAUAAGGUCUUAAUCAAUACAAGUUGAUACACAUAAAAAUAACAACUUUCCCCGCCAGAACACCUAGUGUAGUUGACAAAAUUAUUCAGUAAGCAAGGAGGAGUUGCACGGAGGUAGAACACCCUAACCCAAAGCAGCAACAUGGGUGUCCCGAAGUUUUUCCGCUAUAUUAGCGAGCGUUAUCCGUGCCUUAGCGAGUUGGCGCGGGAGCACAGCAUUCCUGAGUUCGAUAAUCUGUACCUUGACAUGAACGGUAUCGUUCACAACUGCUCGCAUCCGGAUGACAACAACAUACACUUUCACCUCGAGGAGCACCAGAUAUUCCAGGAGAUAUUUAACUAUGUAGACAAGCUAUUCUACCUGAUCAAGCCGCAGCGUCUCUUUUUCCUGGCCGUUGAUGGUGUGGCGCCUAGGGCCAAAAUGAAUCAGCAGCGAAGCCGGAGAUUUCGGUCGGCGCGGGAGGCGGAGCAGUUGGAGACAAAGGCGGCGCUGCGUGGCGAGAAGCGGGAGCACGAGCGCUUUGACAGCAACUGUAUCACCCCGGGCACCGAGUUCAUGGUGCGGCUGCAAGAGGGUCUGCGCGCUUUUCUCAAGACGAAGAUUUCCACGGAUCCGCUGUGGCAGCGGUGCAGCGUGAUUCUUAGCGGCCAGGAGACGCCUGGCGAGGGCGAGCACAAGAUUAUGGACUGCAUUCGGUACAUGAAGGCGCAACCAGACUAUGACCCAAACACGAGACACUGCCUAUACGGCUUAGACGCCGAUCUAAUUAUCUUGGGUCUCUGCACUCACGAGCUGCAUUUUGUGGUGCUGCGUGAGGAAGUUAAAUUCGGUCGCAACGUAAAACGAGCCUCGGUGGAGGAGACGCGUUUUUUUCUGCUGCAUCUAGGCCUGCUGCGAGAGUACCUGGAACUAGAGUUCGACGCCUUGAGCACACCCGAGCGAAAGUUGGACGUGGCGCAGCUCAUUGAUGACUGGGUUCUUAUGGGCUUCAUGGUGGGCAAUGACUUCAUCCCCCAUUUGCCAUGCCUCCACAUCUCCUCCAAUGCUCUGCCCCUUUUAUACCGCACCUAUAUCCGUAUUUACCCUACCCUUGGUGGGAAUAUCAACGAAAACGGCAAGCUCAACUUGCGGCGCUUGCAAAUCUUUAUGACUGCCCUCACAGAGGUGGAGAUUGAACAGUUCAAAGAGCACGCCGACGAUCUAAAGUAUAUGAACGCUAAGACGGAAGCAUUUGACAUCGACGUCACCGAGAUUGCUGCCAAUGAAAACUACGAUUCCGAUCUAGGAGCCCUCAUUAAUGAGAGCAUGAUGCUUUAUGAAGAUGAUAGCGAUGAAAACGGGAGCGACGAGGAAGCGAUCCUGGCUAGCGAGUUCAAGAAUUAUAAGCGCAACUACUACCGCAACAAAUUCAAGAGGGAAUCGCAGAGCCAACUGAUCGAAGAACUGGGACAUCACUAUGUCAACGCACUGCAGUGGAUUCUCGAUUACUACUAUCGCGGUGUUCAGUCCUGGGAUUGGUACUAUCCCUUCCACUAUGCUCCUUUCAUCAGUGACCUCAAGAAUAUCGAGCAAGUCCAGAUUACUUUCCAAUUGGGCAAACCAUUCCUUCCAUUCCAACAGCUUUUGGCGGUGCUGCCGUCGUCCAGUUGCAAACUGCUUCCAACUGCAUACCACGACCUAAUGCUGCUUCCGAGCAGCCCACUGGCUGAGUUCUAUCCUUUAGAGUUCGAGAGUGAUCUUAAUGGCAAGAAGCACGACUGGGAAGCGGUGACCCUGAUUCCCUUUAUCGACGAAGAGCGGCUGAUUGCUGCAAUGAGUCGAUGUGAGCCGCUGCUAUCGGCGGCGGAGAAGGAACGGAAUCGACACGGUCCCAUGUACGUGUACAAUUACUGUAUUGAGUCCCAGGGACCGAUGGCUCCGCACCCACCUCUACGGGCAUUGACGCACCUGUACUGCAUGGAGGUUCCAAAGUGGUCAAGCGAGAUCGCCAUCAACUUGCCACAUAGUGUGUGCGCCGAACUGCCAAAUGCGUCGAGACACGUAUUUUUCCCGGGCUUCCCGACAAUGAAGCAUUUGCCUUUCGACUUUGAGCUUCGCCAGGAUCGCGUUAAAGUUUUCGAACAGUCCAGCCGUAACCAAAGCAUGGUCCUGAAGCCCCGUAAACGGCAACUGGACACCUUGGAAGCGGUGGCUGGGCAAUAUCUGGAACAGGUGGUGCACAUCGGUUGGCCUCAUCUCAUCAAAGCUAAAGUAGUGCGCGUGGUAACACGAGACCAGCGAGUCGACGAGGAGGGUAUAUCGACAUAUGAAUCAAGACGGUUUGACUCGGAGUGCAAGACGCUGAAAGAACACUUUACAACGCGUAUGGGAAUUGAGUUUGCCAACUUCGACGUACUCGUCUAUGUGCGCACUUUUUCUGGAAGCACUACGGAGUUUGGAGCUAAAGGAAAACUGAUGGAGAGAGAUGCGUGGAGCGAGGCUGUCACCGCCUAUCCCGCCCAGGGUGUGGUGGCCGAUCUGGUUGUAAAGGAGAAUAUGCGUAAGCAAUUUAACAAGGUAGAGGAAUUCUUCCCCGCCGGCAGCCAGGUCUUCUUCAUCGGCAACCCGUAUUAUGGUAGCGAGGGAACUGUUCAGGACCCAUUACUCGCUUACACAUGCGGUCGCAUUCAGGUAAGCAUUCGGGUCUGUCCGGAACCGGAUGUGCAGGAGGCACGCGCAUUGCAGGAAGAGCGCGACCGAGACUUAAUGAACACUUACGAAGUGUGCCAUUCGCUUAACAUCAACGGGCUGGCUUUGGGUCGCCUCUCCGGCACAAUGUGGGUGGUUCUCGGUCCUCGACGGGAGAAGAUGGAGAACGUGGCCAAGCACAACAUUGGUUUGCAGCUAAAGUUCCCACGGGGAAACGAGGAGCGCGUGGGAUAUUGCUCCCGCUCCGGUUACCAAUGGUUCUACUCUAGCCUGGCAGUGGAACUAAUGCGCGAUUAUUGUCAGCGUUUCCCAGAGGUAGUUGCGUUCUUUGCUUCCAGCAAUGAUCGAUGCGAGUACGUCUUUGAGGGGGAUAUUUUUCCGGAUGCAAUUGGCCAGCAUCGUAUUGAGGAUGUGGCGAACUGGGUGCGACAGCAACCACACAUGAAGGUAGAACGCAUCUCGUGCGGAUCCAAGACUGUCUGCCGAGAGACUGUCGAGCUGUUGAUAUCGGCGGUUGAUGAGCUACGUAGUCUGCCUGUCAAGGAGGUAAAGCUGCAGGUGAAACCGCAUUUACUUGUCAAGCCCAAUGUCACACUCCCAGAUGUCUACCGAUACCGUCGUUCAGUGCGUCUCUUCGCCCGCGUUAUUGUUGUCCGCAGCAUUUACAUGGUACCAGUAGGUAUCAAGGGUACCGUCAUUGGAAUUUAUCCCGUAACAGAUCCUAACCCAGUCCGCUUGGAAUGCGUUCAUGCCGUUGACACCUUUUGUGAAGUGUUGUUCGAUAAGGCUGUUCCAAAUUUUAAUGAUAUCCACGGCAUCGCUCAAGACCGAGUCUACAAAGUACCCGAAAACGCCCUGGUUGUCAUCUAUACGAAUGAGCAAGGACAAAAACAGAAUGAUAUAGUGCAGCCGGAGCGUGCUUCCCAAAAACACAAGGCAUCGGGUGAAAACGUCCGUACGAAUGUACAAAAGCCGCAAUCGACAAACAGUAGUCGUUAUGUAACUGCAGCAGGUUCGGAUUGGGUCCCGAUCACGAUGAAGUCACAGGUAUCUGACGGAUUUGUCAAGGCGCUCGGUGACUCAAAGACCAAACCGGAGAAGUCAAAGCCAGUUCAGCAGCAACAGACACCGGAGCAGAUGGCAAAUUGGCGCGAUCGUCCCAGUACUUCAUCGGGCAAGUCGCAGCAGGCGUCAAAUAAUUGGCGGAAGAAUACAUCACGCCAGCAAGGGGGUAGUUCUGCCCUCGAUCCGGCUAAUGCUGCUCCCACUGCAAUUGUGAAUGCAACUACGAUCGAAACUACGACCUCAACAGCGACUCCUCAGGCUCAGACAUUGGCGCUCAUGUCGUUGUUGGGCGUAAAGAACCAGGACCAGGGUUCUUCGCAACCUCAAGAGUCCAUACAGCAGCAACGUCCAACACAACUGCAACAAGCUCCAAUUCCCGGACAAAUGCCUAAUCUGCCCAAGCCACCGCUUUUUUGGCAGCAGGAGGCACAGAAGCAACAACAUGUGCAAGCUCAGCAGACUGAUCGUAUCAAAAACCAGCAGUGGUACAGAAGCCCACAGUCGGGAGCGGACAUGGAUCACCAUCCCGGAGGUGGUCAUCAAAGGAGGCAGCAACAGCAGCGAAUGCACCACACUGACGUACCCCGUUCUGUCUUUAACAACGGAAAUCAGUCGCAUGCGAGCUCCACCAUAGCUGACCAGAUUGCCUUCAACAAUAACGUGCGAAUGCCUCCUCAAUUCCGACAGCCAUACCAACCGUACCAACAACAGCAGCAACUGUAUCAAUCCAACUUCCAGACGCCGACGGAGACUAACAAUGUGACAACUCGAUAUUCAUCGAUACAAGAUUUUGUACCUAUACAGGCUUAUCGUCCAAAGAAAUCAAACCGUGCUCAGCCAGGAGGCCGGGAUUUAAAUGCACAAUCGUUAAAUGAGACCACAGUUAGAAACUCCACUUGCAGUCUUCCGAAAAGAUCACCGAACGAACAGACUGUUGAACUAAUGCAAGCACUUAGUAUUCAGCCAUCGACAUCACAGACCGAUUCUGAUGGGUCCCUGUCAACCAGAACGAAUGAAUCCCUAGCAUCGUCUUCAUCACAGAUCAAGCCAAGGAAACAACGAGUGCCUCGAAUUGGGGCCAAAUUCGAUUUGGACUAUAUAAUGCACUAAGACGAAAAGACAGAUAAAGAUAAAUCCCAUUGUUUAAAUUCUGAAAGUGUUUUCUGAUUAAGUUGAAUACCCACCUAGCGCUAAGAAAGCAAAAAGUUAUUUAAAAACCUCCUAAUUUUCAUUUCCUAGUCCGUUCGUGGCUCUUAAAAUAGCCGCGUCCUUUUGACUACAUUUUUUAAAACAAAUUGUGGAUUAUGUGAAUACUGAAAUGAGACUGACUCAUAUUUUAUUUUCUUGUAAUAAACACCACCUUUUUCUUUUACUUUUUAUAUUUAAUUCCAUUACAAAAGUCCCUCAGUCCAAAGGACCACCUGUGAAAAAUCAACACCUUUAUAUUAGUUUAUUAUUGGAUGUUUAAGUGUCCAUCGUGUACAUUAAUUAUAUUAAAAAGGAACUUGUUCUAUA